Messenger RNA from Osmia lignaria (orchard mason bee), 2079 nucleotides. The record is from RefSeq and is a predicted model, not a curated record. Lineage: Eukaryota; Metazoa; Arthropoda; Insecta; Hymenoptera; Megachilidae.
GGCUGCCAACACUUUUAAACACGAACAAAACAUAGGCACGGUAUUAUUUGAGAAAAGUGAUGCUGCUAAACAGUGCUGGACUACGGAGGAGUUUAUUAUUUUGAACAGUCGACGGAUGUUUCAAGAUUUGUUACCAAAGGUAUACUUGUAUCGAGUUUAUUCUGUUAAUUAGGAAACAUCUAACUUUAUUGGAAGUGUAGUAAUUAUCCGACUAUAGAACUGAAGUAGGAGAUACUUCUGUAGGAGGACCGAAUCGAUCAUUAGUACAGUGUCCUUAAUGAACUUUCAAAAUUAAUUUUCUCGAUAACGAAGCCUCGUAUCAAUGAACUUUAUUCUAUGUUUUUUAUUCAUUCUUCCAUGAUGAAUCAAUUCAUAUCCCAUUUUACCAUAUCAUUACAGCCACACUCUGCAUAUGCUGAAAUGAAGGUGCCAUUACGCCCUCUUUCACCCAUUCAAGAUCAGGGUAUUAUUGUAACACGAAGACUAUUCAUAUUUAAUUUCAAAUUCAAAUUACCAUUAAUUAUGAUUAUUACAAGCUUUUUUCUUUUGAAUUUUUUCAGGCUGAUAAUAUCAAUUUCUUCCUAAGACGCAUAUGGUGCGUCAUCGAUUGGAUUUCUAAUUUACUUUAUAUUUUGAUAUUCCAAGGUGAAAGUUCUAAAUUAUGAGAACGAUCGGUACAUAGCGCUGCUGAUGGAUUACUUUCACAUUUGCCUGGAGAGCGUGCGGAAGCUGUCACUGGGAAAAACGAAGCACCUGAUGCUGAAAGCUCUGGCAGACACGAUGGGUGGCUACUUGCAAGUUUACAUACUACCUCUCACCAGACACUCCUAUUACGCGGGUAACAUAAAGUAUCGAAACGCGAGGAAGCUGUUCGAGCUCCACGAACAGCUGAAGCUUUUCCUGAGGAGCAACGGUGCCGGAUGGCUGAAGCCUUCGAGAGAGAUCAGACACGCGAAAAUUCCCUCGAUCGUGAUCACACCGCCGAGAACGUCCGUUGCGUGCCACGGGAUUAUUACUUACCCCGCGUCUUCAAUCACUCACAACAAACGAGAACUUAAGCGUUUUGCUUUCGCGAAGAAGAAGAAGAGGUUCUCGAAGCACAAAUUGCAUAAAGAUGAAUCUGUAAGAAACGAAGAAUCAAUUAUCGUUCCUCUUCCUUUUCUAGACGACGACGUCGAACCAAAUAGCAUCGCGUUGCCGUUUAAGAGCCAGAGCUUGCAGUCCCUGUACAACGAACGAUCGGCUUUCGUGUUGGUGAAAUAUUACGUAGCCAGUGUGAAAUGCAUCGUCUCGAAAUCCAGCUCGAAAACGGAAUUGAAGAGCUUCAAUCAAGAACUUUACAGUUGGCUGCAGCAAUCCGUGCAACGACAUCUUGACGACGACAAAUGGUACCCUGCGUUCGGCGGUGUUCUGAGGGUGAUCUCCACCCUGGAGGAGUCUGGAGUGGGAACCGGUCCCGCGAACUGGAGAAAAAGCGGAGCCUAUCAGAUGAUGCCCAAAAUAGGCGCGCCAUCGGCCAUGGAUCCAGAGGAAGGCGUGCGACCGUUCUACAAAGACGACGAGGCGGGUAUCGCGUUGGGAACGACCGAAUUGAUAUCGAUUGCCACGGUGAGCGCGUUGCUGGUGUGGUUGCUGGUCGGUCUGAGCGUCGUCUGCUACAGAUUCCUCAGGAAACACUCGGACGAAUGUGGUUCCAGCGAGCCGCAGGAUCCUCCGGUUGCUGUUCUGUAUGAAAAUAAGGAAUACUGCGAGGCUGACACAUGCAUGUCCGGAGUGGCACGUAAAGGGUUGCUGGAUAAGUUCAAAGAGUAUUGGAAAGGCAAGUUUGGUAAAUGUCAGGAUCGUUGUGUGGACGAGGAACGUUGUUUAGCAGCAAUCAGUUAUAGUAGCAAAGAUACGGUUGAAGUUAGUAACAGUAGUAGAGGAUAUCAAAAAAAAAGAUUCGCUAAGUCCGUUUUAGCAACUCUAUCAAAUUACCCCAAGGAACGUCCACAUAUUAAAAAUGUCUGUUAUAGCUCCGAUGGCUCGUUAACCACGAACACCGAGAGUCCAGUUAAAUCCAGAUAACAAAGGCUAUAG